GGGGCACCGAUCAUACACGUUCGCAAUCGUAUAUAUAGCGGAUCCGCUGUGCAGAAUAAUCAUCAUUCGACCGAUUCGCUUCCGAUAACCAACGUUCACCAUGAAAUUCACAUCAGCUCUCGUCGCCUUGGCCACCGUUGCCCUUGUCGCAGCCGACGCGUCCAGCAAUGACAAGAAGACGACCAAGCACGAAAAGAGAAGUCUGCCAGCAUUAGACUCCGGAUUAGGACUGUCGUCCGGUCUGGGCUACGGUUCCGGUCUGGGCUACGGUUCCGGUCUGGGCUACGGCUCCGGUCUGGGUUACGGCUCCGGUCUGGGCUACGGCUCCGGUCUGGGCUACAGCUCCGGUCUGAGCUACGGCUCCGGUCUCAGAUACGGCUCCGGUCUAGGAGUGUCAUCCGGUUUGGGUCUAUCGUCUGGAUUGGGAUACUCCAGCGGUCUCGGAUACGGUUCAGGUUACCAAGGCGUCGCCGCCGCCGCCGUUGCCGCACCCGCCCCAACAACCGGACCCAUUGUACCAAUCUCCAGGGACGUGCACAUCAUCAACCGUCACGCUCAACCGGUGUCCGCCCCGUACCCAGUGCCAGUGCAAAACAACGUAGCCGUUCCCGUACCGCACCCAGUUCCGUACCCAGUCGAUCAGCCGUACCGCGUCAAUGUACCCGCCCCGUACCCGGUUCCAGUCGAAAGACCAGUACCGUAUGCGGUCGACAGACCAGUUCCUCAUCCAGUUGCCUCACCUUACCCGGUCCCGGUUGUCCGUGACGUGCCAGUGCCAGUGUCCAGACCAUACGCAGUCCCUGUAGUGAAAAGUGUCCCCGUUCCGGUAGCUACCCCGGUUGUCGUACCAGCACCUCAACCAGCUAUCGCCAUCGCAGCUCCUGCAGCACCACUUAUCGCUUCCGGUUACAGUUCUGGACUUGCAACUUCUGCAAUCGGUUACGGUUCUGGUUACGGUUACGGUUCUGCCUACAGUUCUGGACUUGCUUCAUCCGCCAUCGGUUACGGUUCUGGUUACGGCUCCGGUUACAGCUCUGGUUACGUAUCUCCAGCCAUCGGUUACAGCUCUGGUAGCAUCUACAGCGGAUCACUUGGACACGGAAGUGUAUCUUCAUACGGUCACGGACACAGUUUGGACUACAAGAAAUAGAAUAUUCAUUUGAUUCCAUCUCAACUGAAUAAUGAUGUCAUAUUUUUAUACAAUGUAUACCAUAUUUUAAAACUCGUAGACAAUUAUUAA
Messenger RNA from Sipha flava (yellow sugarcane aphid), 1240 nucleotides. Its product is annotated as tetra-peptide repeat homeobox protein 1-like. The record is from RefSeq and is a predicted model, not a curated record. The transcript is spliced from 2 exons. NCBI's taxonomy places the organism in Eukaryota, Metazoa, Arthropoda, Insecta, Hemiptera, Aphididae. Bases 101 to 1150 code for a protein of 349 amino acids.